CAUAAAGAUCAGACUGCACGAAAACUCGGACCGACUGCCUUUUGCCUUCGCCACGAGUCAGCUCUGAACUUAAAAGGCUGGCUUCGACUGGGUCUCAGACUCAGAUUUCCACCAAGUAGCUGGAUCAAAUGGACAAGACGCUGAAGAUUGCCAAGAGAUUUGACGGAAAGGUUGCGAUCGUCACGGCUUCUACACAGGGCAUUGGCUUUGGCAUAGCCGAGCGGCUCGGCUUGGAAGGUGCCUCCGUCAUCGUUUCUUCUCGCAAACAGAAAAACGUAGAUGAAGCGGUUGAAAAACUUAAAGCUCAAGGAAUCGAUGCGUUUGGUGUCGUUUGUCACGUGUCAAAUGCACAACAAAGGAAGAACCUCAUAGACAAGACUGUUCAGAAAUAUGGAAAAAUAGAUGUUGUCGUAUCCAAUGCUGCUGCUAAUCCAUCUGUUGAUACCAUUUUGCAAACUCAAGAAUCCGUCCUGGACAAGCUAUGGGAUAUAAAUGUCAAAUCCUCCAUACUUGUUUUAAAGGAUGCAGCUCCUCACAUGCAGAAGGGUUCUUCAGUGGUUAUUAUUUCUUCCAUUACCGCCUUCCAACCACCUGCUUCCAUGGCUAUGUAUGGGGUUACUAAAACAGCACUUCUUGGGCUUACCAAGGCGCUUGCGGCUGAGAUGGCACCAGAUACUCGUGUAAAUUGUAUUGCUCCUGGUUUUGUACCAACCUACUUUGCCGCAUCCCUUUUGGAAAAUGAAGUUAGGAAGGAGAUCGAGGCAAAGACUCUACUUAACAGGCUUGGUACCACUCAAGACAUGGCUGCUGCUGCUGCCUUUUUGUUGUCUGAUGAUGCUGCUUAUAUAACAGGAGAAACUCUGGUGGUCGGGGGAGGGAUGCCCUCAAGACUGUAGUUCCCUUUAUAUCUCUCUAUCAUCUUCUACCAACCUCAUAAUAACCCAUUGGUUUAAUUACUUGUUUAGUCGUUUUCAAUGGGAUAAUUAGAAGGCAAGAACCUUUAAUUCUCGGGUUAUAUAUAUCUUCCUAUUACUUAAAA
Juglans regia (Persian walnut) is the source of this 1039-nucleotide messenger RNA. RefSeq names its product tropinone reductase-like 3. Gene Ontology annotation, molecular function: oxidoreductase activity. The record is from RefSeq and is a predicted model, not a curated record. The transcript has 6 exons. Lineage: Eukaryota; Viridiplantae; Streptophyta; Magnoliopsida; Fagales; Juglandaceae. Bases 129 to 896 code for a protein of 255 amino acids.